AAUUCUGGAAUCAACUUGGAAAAAGAAAGAAAUAAUAUUAAUACAACCAUAAUCAUUUUAUUUGGUGUUUUUGAAGGCUUCUAAUGUUCUUUUGAACUGGACCUGGGGAGGACUGUAGAUAGUAGCAGAGGUUUUAUAUCUUCUUAAACGCUUUCUUCUUUGAUCGGAUCUCACUCCAGCAACGGGCAGUAUUUUUCUUUGACUUUUGGAGUUAUCUAAACCGUUUAGUUGUGGAUGACUGCUCCAUCCAGCAGGGAGACCAGGGCACCCAGCUGAGGGGAGAGUGCAGAAGGCUGGACAUACCUAGUGGUGCUGUGUGAGAGACGGGCCAUUAACCAGGAGGUGUAUGGCUCACAGCACAGAAGAACCAGGUAAGGAGCACAUGGGAUACCUGACAAAGCUCCUACUCCAUGAAAUCUUGAAAGGAGGACCAUGUCCAAGGGCAGCUUUAGGAACCUGCAACUGUGACAAGGAGGAUGAAAAGCAGGGCAUGGGGGUGUCAACCAGCUCGGGGGGGUAUUUGUAAAUGGCAGACCAUUACCUGAUGUGGUGAGGCAGAGGAUAGUGGAGCUGGCCCACCAAGGGGUGAGACCUUGUGACAUCUCUAGGCAGCUGAGGGUCAGCCAUGGCUGUGUCAGCAAGAUCCUGGGCAGAUACUAUGAGACCGGCAGCAUCAAACCAGGAGUAAUUGGUGGAUCAAAGCCUAAAGUAGCAACGCCGAAAGUAGUAGAUAAAAUCGCAGAAUACAAGAGGCAGAACCCAACCAUGUUUGCCUGGGAGAUCCGGGACAGGCUGCUAGCAGAAGGCAUCUGUGACAAUGACACUGUGCCCAGCGUCUCCUCCAUUAACAGAAUUAUCAGGACAAAAGUACAACAACCAUUUCACCCAACACCAGAUGGAUCUGGAACGCCAGUAAGCGCACCAGGGCAUACUAUCGUUCCCAGUACAGCAUCUCCUCCUGUCUCCAGCGCCUCCAAUGAUCCCGUAGGCUCUUAUUCCAUAAAUGGGAUCCUGGGUAUACCUCGUUCAAAUGGCGAAAAAAGGAAACGCGAUGAAGAUGGGUCUGAUGGUUCUGGUCCAAAUGGAGAUUCUCAGAGCAGCGUGGAGAGCUUACGGAAACAUCUACGUGCAGACAACUUCACCCAGCAACAGUUGGAAGCCUUAGAUCGGGUAUUUGAACGCCCAUCAUAUUCUGAUGUCUUUCAAGCUUCAGAACACAUUAAAUCAGAGCAGGCAAAUGAAUACUCCCUUCCAGCACUGACCCCUGGUCUGGAUGAAGUCAAAUCUAGUUUAACAGCCUCUGGCAAUGCAGACCUAGGAAACAAUGUGUCAGGACCUCAGUCGUAUCCAGUAGUAACUGAGAGUUUCUCCUCUCACCUCUAUGUAAAGCAAGAGCCUCAUGAAGCUUCCCUUACUCCUUUCACUCCCUCUACACUGGCCAGCACGGGGCUGGCUGAUCUUCAGCCUUUUCAGAUGGCCCUCACCGUUGAUGCGUCCACACCUACGUACAGCUCCUUCUCCCAUCAUGGCCCUCCCUACGGGCAGUUCGGCAGCCAGCCACUUAUAGCAGGUCGAGACAUGACAAGUACAACCUUGCCUGGCUAUCCUCCUCAUGUUCCCCCAACGGGACAAGGGAGCUACCCAACCUCAACACUGGCUGGAAUGGUACCUGGCACCAACGUUUCGGUCCACCAUUCGGUCCAACCUGUGGAGUGCUGCUCAUGUCUAUCCAGCUCUAAACCUUGUCUGUUUCACUGCAGGACUGGGAGUGGAAGUGAAUUUUCAGGAAAUCCCUACAGUCAUCCUCAGUACACGACAUACAAUGAAGCAUGGAGGUUUAGCAAUCCAGCAUUACUAAUGCCACAUCCAGGGGCUCCGCACCUCCCACUGCUGCCACUGCCUAUGACCGCCACUAGUUACCAUGGAAACCACAUGAAACUACAUGGCGAGAACUUAGGCCUCCAUAUUGUACCUGUGUGAACAUCAUCUUGGGAAGAAGACUGUCUCAUGCCAUGCCUCCUACAAUCACUUUCCUACAAGUACUGACUAUUAAUUUGCAAGGGGCUGAUCUUCUGUCUACUACCUUCCUCCAUGUUGUUAAUUUAUCCACAUACCUGACACUGGAACUCCUUUGUUGCAAGUGAAAGGCCCACAAAUUAAUUUAUACAAUGGACUUUGGGUCCUUAAGACAGCAACAUUUUAACCUACUAGCCAGUGUUACUAUGCUCACAUCAGCAAUGCAAAGCAUCAAGACAUUUUUGUAGAAUUCCAAAAACAAAUGUUAUUGGUAAAAAAAAAAAAAAAUAGAGGGAAACAAAUCAAGAUAAUCAAAAAAAAACAAGAGUCAAAUAUUUCUCAUCUAAAUGUGCUCCACUGGAAAGAUCUACUGAGGACAGAAGAGUUCUGACAGAAUCAUUAUGAAGCUUAUAGCAACUGGAGGACUAUAGGAAUUUAAAAAAAAUGUUUCAUUAGUGAUUUCUCUUGGGAGUUUCAGAACUAACCCUCUCUUUACCUUUCUGCCUUGGAUUGGAUGCCUAUCUCUCACACUCCAUUCAUUGUGUGUGGCAUGUCAUAAAACUCCACAUGGACAUCAUACCAGUGAACAAAAAAAGAAUGAAAAAAGUAAAAAAACAAACAAAAAAACAAUCAUCUCAGAGAAGAAGACUGGAGGACAUUUUAAAGUCUAAUGACUUAGAGAAAAAAUAUAUGAAUAUAUAAAUAUAUAUAUAAAAACACUGUUUUUAUGCUUUAUCAUGAAGGUCUGUACAAAUUACAAUAGACAAUUUUCUAUAAAAAAAACACAAAAACAAAAAAUGCUGAAAAUGGAAGAGAAUGUCAUAUUGGAGUAUGUAAAGAAGGCAGUUCUUGAAAUAUAAUUUCCUCUUUUUUGUUUUUUUGCACUAGUGUGUCGGGGUACGAUGUUAAGGGACCCUGUCAUGUCCCUUUAGCAUAAAAUCAUUGUGGAGAAAUAUAACAGGAAAAAAAUACAGGAUAUGGCUUUGUAAAUUCGACAUUUUUUUUAUUUAGAAUAAAAUGGCACUUACAACCCAAAUUCCAGGUUUACAUAACAGUUUGCAUUGCCAUUGAUUUUAAUCAUAAAAAGAUAAAGUUUAAAAAUUUGAUGUUAUAGGCACCUUUUGUUUUGCUGCCUAUACCCAUUACCCAAUGUGUCAGAACAACUGGCCUUGGCCUCCACCAUGUCCCAUAUUCCAUGUGUAUAAAAAGAUAUAUUAUACUAGUAUUUAAAUGAACAAUAAUAUUUUAAUCAACAGAAAAACAUGAUCAAACCAAGAAAGAAAGCCUGAUACACCUGUAACUCACUCAGUCAAAUGUGGCCCCAUGUGGUUUCAUCAUGAAUCUAGACUUGUUAGGCUCUUCUGCUUACAUGCAAAAUACCAUUAUGAUUAGUGUUGUCAUAGUCCUCUUUGAGAAGUGAAAGCAUGGUCAAAUUAAUGUUUGAAAUUAAGAAAGGUGCAUUUAUAAUAGUGAUUAUCUCAUAAUUUAUGGAAACAUACUUAAAGGUGCCUCUAAUGAAAUACAGAGUGACACUUUACAAGUAGUAUUAUCACCACACUUAGGCUAGGGCUACAUGGCGUUGUGACUCACAAGUUACUGGGACACAACAGUCGCAAGAAAUCCAAACCGCAUAGAUUUCUUGUGAUUAAAGUAUCAUAGGUGUAGCUACUUGUAGGCUGCAACAUCCCCAUUCACUUUCAGAAACUGCGAUGCAGGCAGUGCUAGACUAAGAUUUUUGGCUGUGCUAUGUGUCGUAAGCAAAGUCACCAUGUAGCCCUAGCCUUACGAUCCCAAAAAAGUCAAAACAACUGAUAAGUUUUAGCUUUGGUGCUAAUAUUGCUAUCGGUAAUGCAUGGACCAUAUUAAAGCUUAGCUGGCCUUCAACAGAGGGAUUGCUGUUUUCUUCUUGAUCAAAGACAAUAAAGGGCAGUUCAAUAAUAAUAUAAGGUACAUGGGCAUAUUUAAUCACAGUGAAUUUUAUUAUAAAUAUUACAAAUAUAUUAAAAAAGGACUUUAAAUGAUCAAUGGAGAGGUUUGGGUGCUUGGAUCCCUAACUUAUCCCAAGAACAAAGGGGCUGAAAUUAGGUGAGCACUUUGUUGCUUUGGCUUCUGUCUGUAGUGUUUAACAUUGCAGAAAGCAUACAGCCCAAGCCAAACUAAUCCCCAGUUCUCAGAGACGACGGGGACUAGUAGGAGGUGGGGGGUGUAGUGCUCAGUGAUUCUGCAACUUACUGUGAUUCUAGAAAACAGUUGACAUCUAAGCACCCAGACUUCUACUGAUCAGUAGUCCUAGUUGAUGGCCAUUCAAGAAUAACCCAGACCCCGACAUUUGGCAAACUUAUUUUCUUGGAAGCUAUUAACAAUUAAGAGCUAGUUGAUACUAUCAAUGUCCUGCAAGGCACCAAAAAAUAAUAAAAAAACAAUUUCCCUCCUACUAUCCUACAUUGCAAAGCCUUCCUCUACAAGACUAAGACAAAAGUUGAGCCUUAUGUCAAUUGGACAAUUAAACAUUUGAAGAGGGAAGAAUCUUUCAACCUUUCAAAUCCCUUUCCCUUGGUUACUUGAUCAUUGGAUAUAGGCGUAUCUGUACAUAUUAGUCUAGCAUAGAGGUAUGCUUACUUCCUCAGAGAACCAAGAUUUUUGAAGAAAUCUGUCUUCUAAAAAAAAAAUCUAAGAAGAACAGGACACAAGAGAAAACAGGUUUAUAUUUCAGAUAGAACAUGACAUUCAUUAAUUUAAGGAUAAGUAAAAUUGAGGAGGGUAAUAGAAAUAAGAACAUUUUCGAGAACUGCCCUUUAGUUUAUUUGACAAAAAGGUUUUACUUGGCCAAUUAUCUUUCAUCGAAGGUCCAUUUGAGGUGGUCUAUCUAUCUCUAGACAGCAAUGUUAGUUAAAUGCACAUUCUUCAUUGGUAAUUUCUAUAGGAAUCACAAAGCUGAAGAAGGAUGGAAGACAUGUUAACAUUAAUUUGAUCAUCAGUAUUAAUUGCAAAGAAGAAAUCAGAAAGUAGAAACAAAAAGAAAACACAUUUCUGAUUUAUGCAAAACAAAUCUUGAGAUAUCGCUAAAUUUAAUUGGAUUGUAUUGGCUCCAAAUUCUCAUUUGUUUGCUGGUCUGCAUUAAAAACUUAAUAAUUAUUGUUUUUACACUGAAAUGUUUAGAACAUUCCUGUAUCCCUGCCUAUGUUUAUUUAUAUUAAGCAUAUACAGUAUUAUGUAUGGAUUGUGUUGCUGACACUAGAUCUAUGUGGUACUAUUGUAUGGUAGAAUCCAGUUUAAACCAAGCGGACUCUAUGAAAACAAGGAAAACAUGGCAAUUAUUUAAAUUUAUUUUACAUCAAAACAGUUGCUGCUUUGUAGAAAGAUGAUGUGUGUAAAGUGAAGGAUAUUUUGUCUUUGUAUAUAAGUUCAUCCGCAUUUCAUUACACAUGCUAUAAAGUGAAGCUUUCAUCAUGUAGAUAACAACAAAAUGUCUGUAUGUUGCAAGUCUUCUUGUGCUCAUUGGAAAAAAAGGAAAAUUAUGUUUCAAAUAAAGCACAGCAUGAACAUUAGUGACUCGCUAAAGUCUGCGGGUUUUGCAAACAGCCUAAGACUUCAUUUUUGCCUCAUUUUUACACAACAGAAGCUUCUGAAAGAAUACUAUGCAAACACACUGUUCUGCAUGUUGCCCUGGCCAGUGCUUGUCAUUGCUUGCUCCCUUCCAUCGCUUACUUUAAAUCCUGGUUUCAAGUAUCGCACAUCCAUAAAUUUGCCUAUAUCUAAAACAAAAUGUGAUAUAUUGUGUCUGCCAGUCAUGAGUGGUCCACAAUGUCAGCAGUAAACCCACCUAACCUUCUCCAGAAGGCACCCAACAAGGUCUCUUUUGAUGUUGGUUAUGUGUUGAGCAAAUCGAGCUUUGGAUCAUAGAUCUGAAGUCGAUUUGUUCUGACACUUGGUUUAAAAAUCUUUAAAAAUAUUUCAAAUUUAGAAUCCGAUGUCGGGUUUGGUAGUGGCUGAUACCUCGGUACCAAACCCGACUACGGAUUGCUAAUUUGAAAUGUUUUUAAAGAUGUAGAAAUGAUUACCAAAUUCAUUGUCGCACAACUGCUGGUGAAACAAAUUUUGCCUCAACUGAGGCAAUACAUUUUAAUGCAGUAAGGAGGCUGGUCUCCAUACAGCAAUAAAACAAAAUGUUAGAACAAAUCGACAUUGGAUCUAUGACCCGAAGCUUGAUUCGCUCAACACUAUUGGUGAUACAGGGAACAAGGCCAAGAAUGACAUGUGCAUUUUAACUUGAUACUUUAUGACUUCUCCUAAGGCAGUAAAAACACAAAGUGGGCAUUCUUUAUUGCUCAAGCCUUUCUAAUGGCAAAAUAAAAGUUCAAAUUCUACAUAAAAUUUUUCUGAAUGACAUUGAGAUGCAUGGAUAUUUAGCAGAAACUAUCUGUUCGUGCUUCUUGACAGGUAGGAUAAUUUUUCCCAUAUAGUAGCAUUAUGGACUGACAGCAAGGGAGCAUCUAGUAGGGAGCAAAGCUUUACUGAUAAAAGAACACAAGUGCUAUUGGUUGUAAAGUCAGUUGGCAAAUCUGUAGACACUUUGAAAUGGAACUAAUGCAAUGAUGCAACUGCAGCAAGCAGCAUGCACAACAGUGUGCCUUCUUUGACUCGGGUACACGAGAUACGUCUCUGCUACAACAUUUGAUUGGACGUGUUUGACUAAAGCCAAUUGGCUUUGAUCAUCGCUUCAGUUGUUUAAC
Messenger RNA from Bufo gargarizans (Asiatic toad), 6749 nucleotides. It is a transcript of the gene PAX2, whose product is annotated as paired box 2. NCBI's taxonomy places the organism in Eukaryota, Metazoa, Chordata, Amphibia, Anura, Bufonidae. Gene Ontology annotation, molecular function: RNA polymerase II cis-regulatory region sequence-specific DNA binding; DNA-binding transcription factor activity, RNA polymerase II-specific. Gene Ontology annotation, biological process: regulation of transcription by RNA polymerase II; anatomical structure development. The record is from RefSeq and is a predicted model, not a curated record. The coding region runs from base 766 to 1980 and encodes 404 amino acids. The transcript has 12 exons.